UCUGCCCCGCUCAUGUCUGGCUUCCCAGCCCGCUGGCUGCGUACCUUCCUCGGUCACACACACGGCCCACGUCGGUCGGACUUCCUCGGGCUCCGCUCCAGGCUACGUUUACUUUUAUGGUGUGCUACUACCUACAGCUGUAUUUUCAUGAACUUUACUGGAUUUUUCUUCGGAAGACCUACCCGAAAACUCCGCCUGAAACUUUUCCACAGUAUUGUCUCAUCUCUCCGGGGGGAUAUUGUUCCUGGCGCGGUCAAACAAAGAUGGACUCCCGGGAGAUAAGCUAACCGGGCUAAAUGUAGUUUUGUUUCUUUUAUUACAGGUGUUUUGAAACGAAACGACGCGGGGAUUUCGCCUGAUAUAAUGAACUAAACUUUCUUCUAACGGUUCCCCCCAACGUCUCGCCUCGUCAUGUCGGGAGUGGUCCGCAGUCUGAGCCGCUGCCUGCUCCCGGCCGAGGCGAGCCAAGAGCCGGGCAGCAGCAAAGAGAGGAGCCGGGAGAGGGACCGGGAGAAGGACGCGGCCAAGAGGGAGCGCGAGGCGAAGCGGAGGAGCCGGGAGAUAGACGCCAUGCUCGCCCGGGAGAGGAGAGCUGUGCGUCGGCUUGUCAAGAUUCUUCUGCUGGGGGCCGGGGAGAGCGGAAAGUCGACUUUUCUCAAACAAAUGCGGAUCAUAAACGGACAAGAGUUUGAUCAAAAGGCACUACUGGAUUUCCGGGACACUAUUUAUGACAAUAUACUCAAGGGCAUGCGGGUGCUGGUGGACGCCCGUGACAAACUGGGCAUCAGUUGGCAGAGCUGUGAGAAUGAGAAGCAGGGCAUGUUGGUGAUGUCGUGGGAAGGCCGAGUGGGCACGACGGGGGUGGAGCCUGGAGAGUUCCAGUUGUACGUGAUGGCUCUGAACGCGCUAUGGGCCGACACCGGGAUACAGGAGGCCUACUGCAGACGCUCCGAGUUCCAACUAAGUGAAUCAGUCAAGUACUUUCUGGACAACUUGGACCGGAUUGGACAGCUGAACUACGUGCCCAGUAAGCAGGACAUUCUGUUUGCGAGGAAAGCCACCAAGGGCAUCGUGGAGCAUGACUUUUUCAUCAAGAAGAUCCCCUUCAAGAUGGUGGAUGUGGGAGGUCAGAGGUCGCAGAGGCAGAAGUGGUUCCAGUGCUUCGACGGCAUCACGUCCAUUCUCUUCAUGGUCUCAUCAUCGGAAUAUGAUCAGGUCUUGAUGGAGGACCGGCGGACCAACCGGCUGGUGGAGAGCAUGAACAUCUUCGAGACCAUCGUCAAUAACAAGCUCUUCCUCAAUGUAUCCAUCAUCCUCUUCCUCAACAAGACCGACCUCCUGUUGGAGAAGAUCCGUACCGUCGACAUCCGCAAGAAUUUCCCCGAGUUUAGAGGAGACCCGCGCAGGCUGGAGGAUGUGCAGGCAUUCUUGGUUCAGUCAUUCAGUCGAAAGAGGAGAAACCGAGGGAAGCCACUUUUCCACCACUUCACCACUGCAGUGGACACGGAGAACAUCCGCUUUGUGUUCCACGCUGUCAAAGACACCAUCCUCCAGGAGAACCUCAAAGAUAUCAUGCUUCAGUGACCCAAACACAAAGGGGCUGAGGACAUACCCCUGAGGUACCUCUGUGCACAUAGACACCACCUGUGGACACUCAAAGGAACUACACUGUGGAAUGAACGCUUAACCUGUGGAAAUAUGAGACUCGGGACGUCGUACAUCCUGGUGGACAGCUGUGGUAAAGACAUGGGUCAAUGAAAACCUGUGAUGAACUUGUUAUUUUUCUUGUGUUUCAAAGUGUGGAGCUUUUCUUACACAUUACUGAUAGACGGAAGCAACUGUAUCAUAAGUAGAAGAGUACAUUUAGAUGUUGAACGUAUUGCUGUCUCUGAAAAAACAAGGUUUUCAUUUCAUCCUCUAAAUUCCAAGCACAGCUGCCUUUGGGCCAACUGACCAAAGAGUAACUGUCAAGUUGCACCAGUGACUCCUCUGACCACUAUCAAUCACUCAAGCACUGUCAGUUUAGCACCAAAUUAAUGGAUUUGUUUUAACAAAACACUAGAAUGUUUUAUUGAAAAAUAUUCAAUUUCAAAAUGUGCUUUUCUUCUGGUCUCCUGGAGACAUACACUUUGUACUGUAUUUACAUGUUUCUGAUUCCACUUCUAUCAAUAAUGUGCCAUAUCUGGCAGGUCCACACUGCCUUUUCCCACUUGUUCUGCACUCUGAGUGUUUUUGUAUAUAAUGACACUAGACUGUCACUAAACCUGUGGUUCUGCUGCUGCUCACAUAUAGCAGCACACUAAACAGUAGAUAGAAUGAUGUGGGCUUCAAAAUACUUCACCUGAAUAGAUGUGAAGACUUUUAUAUUUACUUUAUAUUCAUUUACUUGUUAGGCAUGUAUUAUAGACUGGGAAAUCUUUGUUUUUUGUUUGUUUUUCAAAUCACUGGCAUUUGGAGUUGCAGAAUCUGAAUAUUAUGAACUGGUGAAAGUACAUGUUGGAGUAACUCAGAUAAUCCAGGACUAAUACAAUAAAUAAAUAUCCAAGACUUCAGAGGUCAAAUUAAGAUGACUAAUUCAAGUCUUCUGGUUGUGUGGGAUAAGAAAGCAGCAUGACCAGUCCUAAAGCCACAUGAUGAACCGGAUCUGGCCAGUUCCAGAAACUCUAUUUGUGGGAAUAUUCUUAAAUUUUUCAGCUAUCCUUUGACACCCGCCCUUUAGCUCUCAAAUGUAAGAAGUCAAAUAAUACUUCACAAUAGAAUAUAUUACAUAAAACAAUUGCACACUUUUGUAAGGAUUGUUUUGGGGGGUUUUUUGGUCAUAAUCUGGAUUUUAUUAACUUCAUAUACUAAAACAAAACAAAAAUCAUACAUGAUCAUUUCAAGCUACUGGCAAUUUAAAAUGAAUAUAAAUGUUAAUAAAAGUAAAUCAUGAAACUUG
This is a messenger RNA of Periophthalmus magnuspinnatus, 2938 nucleotides long. RefSeq names its product guanine nucleotide binding protein (G protein) alpha 12a (gene gna12a). NCBI's taxonomy places the organism in Eukaryota, Metazoa, Chordata, Actinopteri, Gobiiformes, Gobiidae. Gene Ontology annotation, biological process: Rho protein signal transduction; adenylate cyclase-modulating G protein-coupled receptor signaling pathway. The record is from RefSeq and is a predicted model, not a curated record. The transcript is spliced from 6 exons. The coding region runs from base 412 to 1584 and encodes 390 amino acids. Gene Ontology annotation, molecular function: guanyl nucleotide binding; G-protein beta/gamma-subunit complex binding; D5 dopamine receptor binding. Gene Ontology annotation, cellular component: heterotrimeric G-protein complex; brush border membrane.